AGUUCGCCGCAGCCGCGCACUCUGCAUUGCUCUGCAUCGCGGGGUGCUUCACCGUUCAACCACCAGAUGGCAGCGGUACAUCAACAACAAGGGAAACACGCCGUUGGAUUUUGCCUCCACAAACUUUGCACAAGAGUUGAAGCCACAAAAAACAGCAAAUAAGUAAUUCAAGAAGGGAGUGUAUGAAAAAUUUCCUUCCAUCAUGUCAACUUAUGAUUUUGGCUUUCGGGAAAUCAUACCUGAUCAGACGUUGCCGGAAAAAUGGAAAGAAGUAACCAUCAACACAGGCGGCACGCAAAGUACACUGCAAGAUAUAAAAGUGCCGGAAAGAGCCGGUGGAUUUACCUACAAAGACACCACAUUGCCAUACACUAGGAACAGAUUUAUUUACUGGCGAAUCAGCCAUGAUGUUCUGGAGCUAGUCGAGCACAGCCUGGAUAUCAAUUUGGUCAACAACCAUGUUCGCUUCCGAUUCCAAGACUCGCCGAUUCUGGAAGGGGUUUCCAUCCAAGAGUCGGCUAAUUCUGUGCAAGUUCUUGUGCCAACAGUAUCGAGCGUCCACCGCCUAGUUUUCUCUCAUCCAGACACUAUCACCUCAAAAAGUUUGCAGGCGUUCAGCUUACGACAGCCGCAAGAUUCAAUCUUUGUCGAGGCCAGUGUCAAUUGUGUCCAGCAGCAGUCCAUUAUCCACCAUUCGGCUCCAAAUUCUGCUCUGCCUCAACUAGCUGCUUCUUACCUGGCCGUCAAUGAUGAGGCUAUUUUUGCACUUCAGUACAACUCUGGUUCGACCCUGCUCGUUCGAAUGGAUUACAUCAGUGGUGCUGUCAAUGCGGUUGAAAUCAAAGAGACAACCCUCAUGACUAGAUUGUUCUCUGGUAUUGUCCCUGGUCCCCUAUUACGAUCAAAGGGUGCUGAAGAAGAAUGCGUCACAUCUCUGGUCUUGCACACUCUUGGACUGGCCACGUACCUCUUCACACUGACUCAGGACUGCAAGCUGAAAUUGUGGUCUUGUGACCGACAAGAAUGCAUAAUGGUAGCCAACCUUUUAGACUUGCUGAACAUGCCCAAGCCCCAGCAGGGUGUUCCUGAACCAGGACGACAAAAUCACACUCUUCGAAAGGCAGUUGGCCGAGAUGAAAAUGAUCUGCACAUUGGCAUCUUCCUGUCAUUCACUAGGAAGAACGCAUUUCUCAUUGUAAAACCUGCUUCUGAACAGGGAUACUUUGAUCUCAAAUGCCUCAUUGCUGUUAGUGACAAUCAUAUUGGCCCGGAUAAUGAUUUGGUCGACUUUUGGAUUAGUUGCUCGUCAAUUUGGGCAAUGUGGUCAAACCCAGACGGAGAAACUGUUGUACGUCAUCGACGUCUGCGAGACGAGGUGACUCACUCUCAUGGCACAAACUGGACUCAAGUUGUACCUGAGACUCCGCCAGACCGAAACUUUGACCCCAGCACCCAGGGCACCGUUGAUCCGAAGCAAGCUUAUUUGAACUACAUUUUCCAGCCAGGGAAGUUUCCACUAUCCGUCAUUAACAGAGCACUAACUAUUUACCGUCGACCCAGUGGAGGCUCAUUGCCCACACAUUUACCAGAGGUAUCUGCCUCUGUGCUGAAGGAGAGGGUGUCUGUUGUUGUGGAGAAUGAGAUUAAGAAUGAAAUUUCUGACCUAGACAUCACUGAUGAAGAGUAUUUGGAAAUAUCAUGGGGCGCUUGGGCCAAGUUUUAUUCCUGCUGCAUUCAAUACUACUGGGCCGGCACCAGACCAGUAGCUCUUUUGGCAGCUCCAGCCUCAGACAUGAUUCCAGGUCCCCUGUCAAACAAUCCAAUUGGAAUUGUCUGCAAGGCCCAGUUUUCCCUGUUUCGACCAAUAGACGAGUUGGAUCACCUCUGGACAAUAGGACCUGGCAUUGCUGACCUUGCAGCAUUCAGUCCAGUUACUAGACCUAAAAAUGUUUGCACUCCAGAAAUGGUUACAUUCUUCCAAGCUCUGCACAGAAUGGACAAGCAUCUUCCACAGGAAAUGAAAGAUAAUUUUGACCUUGCGAUCCAUUAUCAAGAAGAUCCUAAAACUUUAGUCGCCAGCUUGGUUGAGGGGUAUGAUAGUGAGUAUUUCUCACGCCGCUCAGCAAACAAACUUCUCGCCGGAAUUGUGCCCAGCAUGUUGGACGAAGUUGUACACUUGCUCACGUUCUACUCGCUCGACCACAACACGGCCACCGAAAUGGAUAUCGAAGGCGACGACCUGCCCAAAAAAGAGCUCGACAAUAUGUCAUACCUCUUUAGCAGCCAACUCGGUUGCAACGUUGUGGCUGAGGCCUUGCACCAAACCUGUAGUGGCCGGUUCAAUGUUCUGCGCAAUCUUCUUUUCCUUCUCCAGUGCCUGAAGAAGCAUUUUGUUACUAUAUUCCCAAAAGUGGACGUCAACAGUGCUCUGGCUGAGAGACUGCGCAGUCGACUCAUUCCGGCUGUCUGCCAGCUUCUCCGAUGCUAUUACAUUCUGAAUUGGGUUGCUCUGGCACCCUGUGGGCCUGUUGUACCUACAAUGCUUGAUGCUAGCAUGCAGCAGCUCAAUAUUCUAAGUAUGCGAGACAAAGUUGAAGGGGCCGAUGCAGCACACCUUGCUCUUAGAGGCCACCGAUCACAUACUUUACUGUCUUUGUUUUUGACAUCCAAAUCAGCCAGAUAUGUUCACAAUUUGAUGGCUCAACAGAGCACAGAGUUGGACUUGCUGAGCCAGUGGCACACCUCUCUCCUGCCCUUCAUGACCAUUGUUGGCAAACUUAUGUGGCCGUCAAGCUAUCUUUUUGUAUUCCCAGAGUUUCUGCUUACUUCAUGCCAAUACUUGCUGGUAGAGCAGUAUGUCCACCUGUUGAAAACCUGGUGUGAUGGCAACGUCCACUCGCGAGAGUUUAUUCUUGGCUCUGUCCUGCUUGACAUGGGAGAGGCUGAAAAAGCUUGCGACCACUUUUUGGUUGCUGCCAAAGGAGUCAAUAACGAAAGCUUUUUGGCAAAUCAUUUAGCUCAGCCUAACUACGAAGACGAACUGGAGCCCACAGCCGAACACAGACUUGUUCUCUACUACUUGAAGGUCAUCAAGUUGUUUGACCAACUGGACCACUCUGACUGUGUCCUGCGAGUAGUAGAUCAGGCGAUAAGGGGAGCUGAUAUAUAUGACACUGAGAUGGCUACUCUUCAUUCCAUAAAAUUUCACCACCUGCUGAGAAUCGGCCGCCAUGCUGAAGCGUUCGAAGCCAUGCAUUGCAAUCCAGACCCCUCAAGAAGACAAGAUUCAUUGCGCCAGCUGAUCAACUCUCUUGUCCAGCACAGAAAGCUUUACCAACUGAUCUCAUUCAGCUAUUCAGAUUCUUUGCUUACUGUCGCAGAAGAUGUGAUGCUGAUUAAAGCUAGAUCACAGGACCUGCUUGCUGCUGAUUUUUAUACUGUUCUCCACGCUUUACAUGUAAAACACCGCAACUACAGAAAAGCUGCUUCGAUUAAGUAUGAGCAAGCGUAUCGUCUCAGCAGGGAGGUCAACGGCCUUGCAAGUCUCAAGCAACAAGUGCGCUGUCUGCAAACUGCCAUCAACGAGCUCUGCUUGGUGCCUAAAGAAUAUCAAUGGGUGCUCAAGCCUCAGUGGGCAAUUCGGAAUGCAGCGCUUAGUUCGGUAUUCAGCGAUUAUGAGCCACCAAACCAGAGUCCUAAACGAAAUUAUGAUGGUGAAGAAAUAUUGCCAGUGGAUGUAAAAAAGAAAAUGGAAAUUGUCGAGCUCUGGCAGAUGAGGAAGGACAGUGAGGUGCUGCUGGCUAAGAUGGAAUUAGUUGGACCAGAGGCAGCCAACAGUCGGGUUUCAGCUGUCGCGCAUUUGUCUGUUGAGCAGUUGGUUGUUGUUUUGUACAGCCAGAGCUUCUUUGAUUUGGCACUACGUCUUUCAAGCCUUCACGAAUUGCCAAAAGGUAGCAUUUUGGAAGCCAUUGCAGGGAAAUGCGUUUCCGUCACUCGAGAUGACGAAAAUGAAGCCAACUCGAGUUGGUUAGGAUAUAACUAUACAUCAGAUGUUGCCUGCGGAGAUGGCUCAGUUAGCAGUGUUGCUUGGAAAUAUCUUCAGAAGUGUUUAAAACAUCACGAAGUUGGUAGACAGACUGAGUUGCACAAGGCUAUCGUUGUCAGACUUAUCAAAGUUGAAGCAUUUCUGCCACAAUGGCUGAUUGAUUCCUACAAGAACCGUAAGGCUGCUGAACUCCUGAGGGUCUUGCUGAUGGCAGGACGUUUAGAGGAGGCUGGUCAACUAAGUUGUGAGCUCUACAAUGCUGGUAUGGGUCAUGGUUCUAAGGAAUUUGGAAUGGGCCGCGGAUUGCACGAAAAAAAUGCCUCAGUCUGGCUCCCCCACAACUUACUUCAAUGGGCUUUGAAAGAACUCGAAGCAGCCGUCGAACAAGACAAACUUGGAGCACCCUUUUCUCAACUGUUUGAGGAUCUAAAGGAUUUACAAAGCAAGUACAUAGGCAAGGCAAAAAGAAUGACCGAAGGAAUGAAGAUCAGCACUAAGAAAACUGCUAAAACUAAGUGAUGAUGAGUUUUAUUUAAUUAUAUUUCAGGCUUCUUUGAUUAGAAAUAAAAUUCAACUUUUUAAUAA
Messenger RNA from Neocloeon triangulifer, 4630 nucleotides. RefSeq names its product nuclear pore complex protein Nup160 homolog (gene Nup160). The coding region runs from base 203 to 4564 and encodes 1453 amino acids. The record is from RefSeq and is a predicted model, not a curated record. Gene Ontology annotation, cellular component: nuclear pore. Gene Ontology annotation, molecular function: structural constituent of nuclear pore. The transcript has 18 exons. Lineage: Eukaryota; Metazoa; Arthropoda; Insecta; Ephemeroptera; Baetidae.